This is a messenger RNA of Endocarpon pusillum Z07020, 2148 nucleotides long. RefSeq lists its product as uncharacterized. The transcript is spliced from 4 exons. Gene Ontology annotation, biological process: metal ion transport; transmembrane transport. NCBI's taxonomy places the organism in Eukaryota, Fungi, Ascomycota, Eurotiomycetes, Verrucariales, Verrucariaceae. The record is from RefSeq and is a predicted model, not a curated record. Gene Ontology annotation, molecular function: magnesium ion binding; cobalt ion binding; cobalt ion transmembrane transporter activity. Bases 1 to 2148 code for a protein of 715 amino acids. Gene Ontology annotation, cellular component: membrane.
AUGGACACAGAGACCACAAGUGAUCAAGCAUCCACUGAGUCGGCGUUCACUCCGCCCCCUAUGCUGGACACAAGGGUGGUGAUUGACGCGGCUGAUCGGGAUCUUCGCAGAGGAAGUACACUCCUGGUGGCUGGUGCCGCGGUGUGCGUUCUGUGGGAUGAUGCUACGAAGACUGGUGUUGGAGUAGGGUCAAUGGAUCCGAGGUUGCGUGGAGCUUCAACAGCGGCCUUUAGAGAGCGAAAGUUCUCCAGCCCCUCAGACCGUCUCCAUCGGCAGGCGAGACAGUCGAUACUGUUCGAAGAACGCAAGUCUCCUGUUUUCAGGGAUGAUCUGUUUUCGUCGCUUCCACUCUUCAAAACUCAAGGUCUAGGCCGCAGCGGUACUGCUGCGACGGAUGUAUCUCCGACUGAAGUCCAUCCGGGCAAGCGCUUGGCGGAGCCUCCGGGUGACAGUGGUUGGGGUCCAGACAGCUCAAACGGACAUCAGGAGCUCUCAGACAUCUUUCCGAUACCGAGCCCAACACAUUUGAAGAAGACUUCUGUUGCGCCAGAGUCCGCUCAGGUUGCUCCUAUACAUGCGCUGGAUGAGAAUGCUGUGGAGGCACAACAUGACCAAUCUAUAGUUACAGCUAGAUCGAGCCAUUUAUGGUCCGGUUUCUUAUGGGGUCUUCUCAACCUGUUUCCUAGUUCAGCCACCUUAAAACCUGGCGCAUUCACUGGAUUGCAGGUAGCGUCAACGGCAGCUACAGCUCAUGCGAAGGCUAUCUUGCACCACCAGAGCUAUCUGCACAAUCAGCGGCAACAUAUUUACAUCACCGAAUAUGAAGUAGGAGACUCUCUCAAACCCAAGAGAGUUCCCAUGACUUUAAACAGUAUCUCUGGCAUCCAGCAUUACCUCAUGGAGGCGUCCACCUCUAGAUUCACAGCUCCAUUGUUGAGGGUCAUAUACAUACAGAACAAUGCAGAGGCCAUGGACUUCCUCACCAAUAUUUUUCGUCUUGACCACGCCUCAUUUGAAAACUUCGAAGGGUCCUUUAAGGACUGGAUCCAUGAGCAAAAGAGUCAUCGUGACUCUUUGAAUAAGACCAUAUCAUGGAAACCCAUGUACGACGUCACGCGAGAUAUUACCUGUACAGUCUUCGGCCUCGACCUCGGAUCAGGAUUAGUGGGUGUACAGGCAGCUCCUGAUAUUGCUUUGCCAGGAAAGAAGAAUUUUGAUCGACGUGUUCUUACCACGGGCCUGAGCGCCUCGCGCCCGCAAAGACUUUCCGUCUACAUUCAGCGUAAGCUUGAUGGUUUCCCUGAAAUUGGAAAAAUGGGCGUCUUCAACACUAGCGCUAGGGAGAAAUGGCAGUGUGCACACCAGAACACGAUUCUAAUUUACGAGAAUUCCCACGACGACUGCGAAGAAAUCAUCCAGGGUCAAGGUCUGCUGGACCUGGAUUGGAAGGCCAGUACUGCAGACAAAGACUCGGAUGUCGCCCUUGUCAGGACGAUGGAGCAUAUACUUCUGCACAUCUUCACCAAAGUCCUCCGAGCCUGGCGCAAGCAGCUCGCUCUCCUCUCGAUCCAACACGCACAGCUCGAGGAUCGUGUCUACGGCCAGCCUUCCGACGACAGUCACGCUACAGAACUAUGGGCAAUGUCCAAAUAUCUAUGGAGCAUGGCUAAACUAGUCAAUCGGCACUCCAACCUGAUUGAGGAUGUGCAGGAGCAUUUCAAUCAAUUUGCCGAGCGAAGCAAUGAUUACGACUGGCUUGAUGAUAUAUUAAGAGAUUUCAGACAAGCCAGCGUCACUAUCCAGGAUGAUUUUAUCAGACCGACAGAGCACAUGAUCGAUUUAAUGUACAAAUCCGUCAGCAUCCGCGACUCGCGCCAGUCCCUCGAACUCAACGCCAGUCUCUGGAGACUCAGCUGGAUCACCUUCAUCUUCCUGCCACUGACGUUCCUGGUGGGAUUCUUUGGCAUGAACGUGGGCGUCUUCGAGCAUUAUCCUUCGGUCAAGUAUUACUUUAUUACUGCCAUUCCGCUUAUGACUAUCAUCCUACUCCUAUGGUUUGCAGUUCGCCACUACGUACCCUCGGAUGGGUCGCUACGUCUCCAAAGCAGCAGAAGUGCUCAGCUCGACGAACCCGAGCGACCACCUUGA